Messenger RNA from Erinaceus europaeus (western European hedgehog), 3229 nucleotides. RefSeq names its product unc-45 myosin chaperone A (gene UNC45A). Lineage: Eukaryota; Metazoa; Chordata; Mammalia; Eulipotyphla; Erinaceidae. Bases 34 to 2913 code for a protein of 959 amino acids. The transcript has 20 exons. The record is from RefSeq and is a predicted model, not a curated record. Gene Ontology annotation, molecular function: Hsp90 protein binding.
CACAGUCUUAUUGACCCCGCCCCUCGUGACGUAAUGAGGCGGGGCGGUGGCAAAGACUUCGUGAGCCCGGCCCCCGCCCCGCCCCAAAGACUGCGCCUGCGCGGCCGGGACGGCGGCUCCGAGAUGAUGGCCAGCUCCGCCGAGCAGCUCCGCCAGGAAGGCAACGAGCUGUUCAAAUGCGGGGACUACCAGGGCGCCCUGGCGGCCUACACGCAGGCACUGGACCUGGGCGCCGCGCCCCCCGACCGGGCCGUCCUGCACCGGAACCGGGCCGCCUGCCACCUGAAGCUGGAGGACUAUGACAGAGCAGAAGCUGAGGCUUCCAGGGCCAUUGAAAGGGACGGCGGGGACGUCAAGGCCCUGUACCGGCGCAGCCAGGCCUUGGAGAAGCUGGGUCGCCUGGACCAGGCCGUCCUGGACCUGCAGAGAUGCGUGAGCCUGGAGCCCAAGAACAGAGUCUUCCAGGAGGCCCUGCGGCACAUCGGGGGCCAGAUUCAGGAAAAGGUGCGGUACAUGUCCUCCACGGAUGCGAAGGUGGAGCAGAUGUUUCAGAUCCUGUUGGACCCCCAGGAGAAGGGCACUGAGAAGAAGCAGAAGGCGUCUCAGAACCUGGUGGUGCUGGCCCGCGAGGACAGUGGGGCUGAGAAGAUCUUCCGGAGCAACGGGCUUCAGCUCCUGCAGCGCCUGCUGGACACGGGAGAGGCCGACCUGAUGCUGGCGGCCCUGCGUACGCUGACUGGCAUCUGCUCCGAGCACCAGUCCCGGACGGUGGCCACUCUGAGUGUGCUGGGAACCCGGCGAGUGGUGUCCAUGCUGGGUGUAGACAGCCCUGCCGUGUCCUUGGCGGCCUGCCAUCUGGUACAGGUGAUGUUUGAUGCCCUCAAGGAAGGUGUCAAGAAAGGCUUCCGGGGCAAAGAAGGAGCCAUCAUCGUGGACCCCUCCCGGGAGCUGAAGGUCCUCAUCAGCAACCUCCUGGAGCUCCUGACUGACGAGGGCGUCUCGGGCCAGGGCCGCGACAACUCCCUGACCCUCCUGACUAAAGUGGUGCCCCGGAAGUCUCCUAAGGACCCCAACAACAGCCUCACCCUUUGGGUCAUUGACCAAGGCCUGAGGAAGAUUCUGGAGGUGGGGGGCUCCGUGCCGGAUGCUCCGGGGGAGCUCACAGUGACAGCCAACAGCUGCAUGAGUGCCUCCAUUCUCCUCAGCAAACUCUUUGAGGAUCUCAAGUGUGACGCUGAGAGGGAGAACUUCCACCGCCUCUGCGAGAACUACAUCAAGAGCUGGUUUGAGGGCCACGGGCUGGCCGGGAAGCUGCGGGCCAUCCAGACGGUGUCCUGCCUCCUGCAGGGCCCGUGUGACACUGGCAACCGGGCCCUGGAGCUGAGCGGCGUCAUGGAGAGCGUGAUCACCCUGUGUGCCUCGGAACAGGAGGAGGAGCAGCUGGUGGCUGUGGAGGCGUUGAUCCACGCGGCCGGCAAGGCCAAGCGGGCCUCCUUCAUCACGGCCAACGGUGUCUCGCUGCUGAAGGACCUAUACAAGCGCAGUGAGAAGGACAGCAUCCGCAUCCGGGCUCUGGUGGGGCUUUGUAAGCUGGGCUCGGCCGGAGGCACCGACUUCAGCAUGAAGCAGUUUGCUGAGGGCUCCACGCUCAAGUUGGCCAAGCAGUGUCGCAAGUGGCUGUGCAAUGACCAGAUUGAUGCGGGCACCCGGCGCUGGGCAGUGGAGGGCCUGGCCUACCUCACCUUCGAUGCCGACGUGAAGGAGGAGUUUGUGGAGGACGAGGCUGCCCUGAAGGCUCUGUUCCAGCUCAGCAAGUCGGACGAGCGUUCAGUGCUCUUUGCCGUGGCCUCAGCACUGGUGAACUGCACCAACAGCUAUGACUACGAGGAGCCUGACCCCAAGAUGGUGGAGCUGGCCAAGUAUGCCAAGCAGCACGUGCCCGAGCAGCACCCCAAGGACAAGCCAAGCUUCGUGCGGGCGCGGGUGAAGAAACUGCUGGCAACCGGUGUGGUGUCGGCCUUGACCUGCAUGGUGAAGACCGAGAGCCCCGUGCUGACCAACUCCUGCAGGGAGCUGCUGUCCCGGGUCUUCCUGGCACUGGUGGAGGAGGUGGAGGACCGAGGCACUGUGGUUGCCCAGGGCGGGGGCAAGGCUCUGCUCCCUCUGGCCCUGGAAGGCACCGACACAGGGCAGACAAAGGCUGCCCAGGCCCUGGCAAAGCUCACUAUCACCUCCAACCCAGAGAUGACCUUUCCUGGUGAGCGGGUCUAUGAGGUGGUCCGACCCCUGGUCUCCCUGCUGCACCUCAACUGCUCAGGCCUGCAGAACUUCGAGGCGCUCAUGGCACUGACCAACCUGGCGGGCAUCAGCGAGCGGCUCCGACAGAAGAUCCUGAAGGAGAAGGCUGUGCCCAUGAUCGAGGGCUACAUGUUUGAGGAGCACGAGAUGAUCCGCCGGGCGGCCACGGAGUGCAUGAGCAACUUGGCCAUGAGCAAGGAGGUGCAGGACCUCUUUGAAGCCCCUGGCAACGACCGUCUGAAGCUGCUGGUGCUGUACAGUGGGGAAGACGAUGAGCUGCUCCAGCGUGCGGCAGCCGGGGGCCUGGCCAUGCUCACCUCCAUGCGGCCCUCCCUCUGCAGCCGCAUCCCCCAAGUGACCACGCACUGGCUGGAGAUCCUGCAGGCCCUGCUCCUAAGCCCCAGCCGGGAGCUACAGCACCGUGGUGCCGUGGUGGUGCUGAACCUGGUGGAAGCCUCAAGGGAGAUUGCCGGCACCCUGAUGGAGAGCGAGGUACUGGAGAUCCUGUCGGUUCUGGCUAAGGGCCAGGAGGACCCUGUUGGCAGGGUGGCUGCCACCUGCCUGGGGAAGGCUGUAGAGUACGGGCUGAUCAAACCCAGCCAGGACGGAGAGUGAGCCUCAUGCGCACACUGCCUGAAGCAGUGCACACACCUGCAUGGGCACAGGGAGCUGCCCUUCCACAGCCUCUGCUUCAAGCCUGGGGCCACGUGUGGCCACAACCCCACCCUCCAGCACUGCCUCAGCCUCACGAAGCAGGACUUCUCCCAAACUACUGUAGAAGGCACAACAGGAAGCUGUGCCCUGGCUGGGCCUGUGAGCCUGGCGCCAGUGAGGGCACUGGGAAGGACAGGUGGAGCAACCUCAUAAGCCAAGGGCAUCACCAGAGCCUGCCAGCAGGCACCCUGCCCUCUAAUAAAGUGUGUGGACCUCA